UACCUAAACUUAGGGUCAACCGUGUCUCAGCAGAGGGCGUCCAGCCAGUGCUAAAAAGCCUAAAAGUGCGCUGCUCCAGUUCGCCAGUCAGCGGCCUCUUCGCUGGGGAGCUGGUCAUCCGCCUCGACUUGCCGCCCCAGGAACCGGCACAAGGCCUCGCUCAAUCUCUGCAAUUCCAACGAGCAGAGCAGAGCCCUCACGCCUGAAUCGCGAUAGCCUCGCCCACGACCAUAAACCGCCAGCCCGCCGCCCAGAUCGCCAGCGCGUGUGUGCUUCUCGUCCCCCGGGCGGCUGCCAGACACCGGCAAUGUCGACGCCUACCACGGCUCAGGUAGCCAUAACGCUCCCUCACUACCGCUACCUCCACCACCCGCCCUCCCAUCACGACGCCGACUCGUCCGCGACGGCUCGCCUUGACGACAGCUACACCUCCGCCAUGCCGGCUUCGACCAACAACGCCUCUGGCGUCGUGCCCGCCCCUGCCCGGACGGCCGCCGAGGACCAGCAGCAGCCCUCCUCCUCUAGGAAGCGUCGGCGCUCGCGGGAGCCCGACUGGAAUACCUUCUAUCGGAACGGCCUCCCCAAGGAAAUCAUCGUCAUAGACGACACGCCCGAGCCUGAGGCCAACACGAGCCGCAGGAUCGCGAAUGGAAAUGCCGUUGUGCCCGACUCGGCCGCCACGGCUGCUGCUCAGUCGUCGGCCAAGAAGCGAAGACGAGACGACCAGCCGCUGGGCUACCACGUCCAGUACGUGAACGGCUCGCACACGGCUUCGCACACAAACACGCCCCGGCCCAACACCACGCCGGGCGGCUCUACGCUCUCCAGCGACCGGACAAACUCGGCCCUCAACACCACGGCGCCCACGUCUCUGUCUUCCAACAGCCAGUAUGACGAGCUCGCCGCGCCUCUCAAGCGCAAGCGGACCACCCGCCAGCAGGUCGCUAACGAGGCCAAACGGAGGGACGUCGACGGCCUGGGAGGCGCCUUUAUGGCCUACAAGCCUCCUCCCUUUCCGCCCAAGAAGUCUGCUGAGGUUCCCGUGAGAGUUGUUAAUGACCGACACUACAACAAGAAUACCAAAGUCGAUGAUGACGACGGCCAUUAUAUCGUCGUCCCAGACGCAGAGCUCACUGAUAAAUACCAGAUUGUUCGUCUCCUCGGACAGGGAACCUUUGGCAAAGUCGUCGAGGCUCGCGACGUCAAGAGGGGCAAGCCGGUGGCUGUCAAGAUCAUUCGGUCCGUCCAAAAGUAUCGCGACGCCUCGAGGAUCGAGCUUCGCGUCUUGAACACGCUCAAGGCCAACGAUGAGGAGAACAGGAAUCGAUGCAUCCAUCUGCGGGACUGCUUCGAUUACCGUGGCCACAUCUGCAUCGUGAUGGACCUUUUGGGGCAGAGCGUUUUCGACUUCCUCAAGGGCAAUGGCUUUGUCCCCUUUCCCAACAGCCAGAUCCAGAACUUUGCCAGACAACUCUUUACCAGCGUAGCAUUCCUUCACGACCUCAACCUGAUCCACACCGAUCUCAAGCCGGAAAACAUCCUGUUGUGUGACAACUCGUAUCAAACGUUCACCUACAACAGGAAAAUUCCCUCGUCCUCUACCACAAUCAACAGACAGGCAUCUCAGCGGCGGGUGCUUCUCGACACCGAGAUCCGGCUGAUCGACUUUGGUUCGGCUACCUUUCAAGAUGAAUAUCAUUCCUCUGUUGUCAGCACUCGCCAUUAUCGAGCACCGGAGAUUAUUCUCGGCCUAGGCUGGUCAUUUCCUUGCGAUAUAUGGAGCAUCGGCUGCAUCUUGGUUGAGUUCUUCACUGGCGAUGCCUUGUUCCAGACCCAUGACAAUCUGGAACACCUCGCCAUGAUGGAGGCUGUUGUUGGCUCUCGGAUCGAUAGCCAUCUCGUUUCAGCCGUGAACAAGAUGUCGACCCGGAGUGGAGGGAACCCUGCUUCCAAAUAUUUCAAGCGUCUCAAGCUUGAUUACCCGACCCCCGAGACGACGAGGGGCUCACGACGAUUUGUCAAGGCCAUGAAGCACUUGAGCGAUAUCAUUCCUUCCAACACGACAUUUUUCAAGAAUUUCCUCGAUUUGCUGAGGAAGAUCUUUGUCUAUGACCCUGCCCACCGCAUCACGGCCAAGCAGGCCCUGAACCACCCGUGGUUCAAGGAAAUGGCCCAGCCCGACGACGGAACCGAGGCCGCCAAGAUUCGCUUCGAGCGGCGACGACUCGAGAUCGACAAGGCGAGACAGCACGCCCACUACGUUGGGUGAGCCCAUCGCCGAGAAGACGUUUCGACACAUUUCGUUUUAUAAUGACUACAUAAGCAUGAUGAGGAUCCAUGGUAGCGCGCGCACACUGGCUGUGUGUAGUGGUGGAAAGCCUACCUUUCUCCACAGGGAGAUGGCUGCGUGAUCUCUCCCCUCUCCCCCACCAGUGGCAUUGUCAUUGUACUCUAGCGCUUUGAACUGUUGCUGUUCCAACGUUCAUUUUUUUUCUCCUUUCU
Trichoderma citrinoviride is the source of this 2502-nucleotide messenger RNA. RefSeq names its product serine threonine protein kinase CMGC group. Gene Ontology annotation, biological process: protein phosphorylation. Gene Ontology annotation, molecular function: protein kinase activity; ATP binding. The transcript is spliced from 8 exons. The coding region runs from base 308 to 2269 and encodes 653 amino acids. The record is from RefSeq and is a predicted model, not a curated record. Gene Ontology annotation, cellular component: nucleus. NCBI's taxonomy places the organism in Eukaryota, Fungi, Ascomycota, Sordariomycetes, Hypocreales, Hypocreaceae.